UUACUCUCGCAUGCAAAACCGUCCUUCUGUUUUCUGUAAACCAAUCAGCCUCUCCACAAACACUGGCUAAUUACAAGUUAAUGAUGUGGCGAGUGCACUACCUUCUCGGCGGAAAAACAAGAAAUGUCCCGUAAUGCUCGUGUAUCGAUCUAUUAUUUCGCCUACAAAAGACAUUAACAUUUGAAUGUUCAUUUACAUAGUCCUCAUGCGUAUUUCCAGCGUGGAUGAUGGCGAAUUAUACCUACAGAUGCUACAAAGCUUGAAAACUGCAACUCUGGACAACCUUUGACCUUUGUGACGUCACCACAUCGUGUUCAUCAGUUUAUACAUGCUUUUUCCGCGGAAGGCCCACCGCUUGAGAAGGAAGCUAGCGCGGGAAAUAUCUCGGUUGGUCUUGGCACGGGGAUCUCUCCCUUUGGAUCGGCAUUCGGUUUCAUAUAGCUUGGGUUGGCGUGUCGCCGCUUCACACGGGUUUACUCGCCUGCUUCUGUUAGCUGUGUCGUGCACGCGCACAUUGUCGUCUGCUUGGAACGUUUGUUUUACCAGACGACAGAAUGGAUUUCCCUGAAGAGUCAGCUAAAGUGAACACUCACGUAAGUGUAUCGCCCCAGCCCGAAGAAACAACCGGACUUUUGGGAAACGUGAAAAGAUGCGGUAUGAGAUGCUUAAAGGGCUCCAAGGAAAAUUUACUUUUAAUUUUGCUACUGUGUUCUGUGCUCCUUGGAGUUGCUAUCGGGUUUGCAGUUCGAAGUGCAAGAACCGAUUUCACGAAAAGAGAAGUAAUGUACCUGAUGUUCCCUGGUGAGAUUUUGAUGCGGAUGUUACGAAUGUUGAUUCUGCCGCUUAUCAUGUCCAGUUUGAUUGCUGGAAUUGCUGGAUUGGACGCCAAAACUUGCGGCAAAAUGGGUCUUCGUACCAUUGCAUAUUUCGCUACAACAACCGUCGUAUCCGUUAUUAUGGGUAUUAUAAUGGCCAUUGCUAUUAGACCUGGAGGCGGGGCCAAUAGAGCAAAACUUAAGAGGUAUGGUACCGCCGCCAAAGUCAACUCUGUCGACACCUUCUUGGACCUCAUAAGGAAUCUUUUCCCGGAUAACCUGAUCACCGCCUGCUAUAAUGCGUAUCGGACCAAAGAGGUGGAGGUUCCCAUCGAGAAGAAGAUCAUCAGCAUUAACGUCACCAACAUCACAGCGACAACGGAGGCAUCGACGGCGUACAACGUAGUAACGGGGAUCUCUGCUGCUUUGAACGGUACAAACGUAACUGAACCGGAAACCGAAUGGAUCCCAUCGCCAGGAAGUACAGGCCAGACGAAUGUUUUGGGGAUUGUCAUGUUCUCCAUCCUCUUUGGGGUGAUGCUGGGUCGGAUGGAGGGUCGUGGGAAGCCUAUCCUGGACUUCUGCAACGUCCUCGUAGAGGUCACCAUGAAGCUCUUCGUCAUCUUUAUAUGGUAUUCUCCUGUGGGUAUCACUUUCCUCAUCGCAGCUAAGAUCGUCGAGAUGGAAGAUUUCGGAGUUCUGCUUGGGAAGGUCGGACUCUACUUCAUCACAGUCCUGUGUGGCUUGGCCGUUCACGGCGUAGUCGUUCUGCCCGGGCUCUACGUCCUCUGUACGCGGCAGAACCCGUACAGAUUCAUUUAUGGCAUAUCGCAAGCUAUGGCCACCGCAUUCGGAACAUCAUCAAGCUCGGCAACCAUGCCUGUGUUAUUACACUGUUUAGAGCAUAAUAACCAUGUGGAUCCACGAGUGAGCAGCUUCGUCAUCCCUGUCGGUGCCACGAUAAACAUGGAUGGUACGGCACUGUACGAGGCUGUAGCUGCACUCUUCAUCGCCCAGGUCAACAACAUGGCUAUGGACUUUGGGAAGGUUGUCACUAUCAGUAUCACGGCCACAGCAGCAUCCAUUGGAGCCGCUGGUGUCCCUCAGGCUGGCUUGGUUACCAUGGUGAUUGUGUUAUCAGCGGUGGGACUCCCUGUCAACGAUAUCACUCUCAUUCUGGUCGUUGACUGGUUCUUGGACCGGUUUCGAACUAUGAUCAACGUCAUGGGGGACAGUCUUGGUGCGGGCCUGGUCUACCAUCUAUCCAAAGACGAGUUACCUCCCUUAGAGCAUGAGAUGUUCGACACCAACCCCCGAGAAGGUUCCCAACGGCCAUGAGGGCAACGCCAUGACUGCUGUGUAAAGGAAGUGACGUCACGCACCGCAUGCGUAUAAACAAUAUGCAAUGUCUCCAACUGCCAUGUUGACCUUCUGUCAAAACGAAAGCAGCGAAAAACGAAAGAUGGUUGAUGUGCGCAUGUGUUCACACAUAUUGCUUAUUCGCGGUGCCGGAAGUCAGAAAGAAGUGCCCCUCGAAGGAUGAAGAUAUUAAAUGAUAGGUAACGGAUGAAUUGUUGCCGGAACCCCUGUCUUGGAGGGACGUAGAAGAGAAAGCCAACUAGUUUUCUAUGCAUAUAGACAAGGCUAGUUUAGGGUCAGUCCAGGUUUUGAUAACAGUCUGUCCUUUCCCGCGAAGGUUAUACUCCGAGUACUCUCUUUGUCUCGAAAUCGGGUAAAUGGAUACAUCGAGUAAUGGAAGUUGUGUUGAGGCAUAAUACCACGAGGUCAUCUCGAGGUUUGCAGUUAUUUCGAAUGUGUGUUCGAGACAACGAGAGUCAACCACGCAAAGAGGGGUCUUAACAAUGGAAUUACGGGGCACCUCAGGGAAUUUACACGCUUAACUCAAAGCUGCAUUUUGCAAGUAUACUGAAAACCAUUUGUAUAAACCGCCACUGGCAUCGAGUAAUGGAGGCUUUCCGGAGGUAUUGUUAUGAUUUAUUGAUCAUUCGUAAUAUCAUGUAAUAAUUACAACUUUCACAAUCUGGUUGAGAAACGAUUCCAAACCUGUAUAAGCCGUUUCUGUCAAAUUGUAUUGAUAUGGUUUGGCGGUGAUAAAAUAUGAAUUUUGUUCAUCUACCGUCGAAUCCUCGUUUGUGUCAGUCAAAACUGAAUACAAUAAGCAUGCUUUUAGAUGCAAACCCUUUCGCGUUCAUUCGUCAAAGAAAACGGGGCUACGAAAUCCAUCUGAAGAAUGUUUUGUUAAUCAAGACGAACCGAAAGCUGAUUUUGAAAAACGGCAAACAUGGUAUGCCAAACGGUCGAGGUUGGGAGAAAUGGUAAAUACGGAUGUACUCAAUACAUUCAAUACGGUUGUACUCAAUAAUAGAUAUGGUUGUGACGUCAUACACAACGACGUAGAUGCCACGGAACAUAUUUCUAUGAUAUUUUUAUCUGCUUUCAAUGGAAGUUUUCAUGGUUGAUAUUUUAGAUAUAUGAAUUUUACUAUCAUUUCUUCGACAUAUAUAUAUGCGUAUAUGUAGUUGUAAAAUCAUACUUGCAAAGUAUACCAAUUAUAUUUUCCCCUGAUAUUUUUUGAAGAUUGAAAAUCUUCCAUUGGCAAAAAGGUUGUGAAAAUAUUAUUGGAAGUAGUUACAUUAUCAUCAAAGACCAUUUAAUCACCCCAUAGCUUUGUUUCCACGAUUUGUCUGGAACAUUCCUCUACGGCUUUGUUCAAGAUGAUUUUAGAUGAAAACUACAAUUUUUUAUGUCUUUGGGUCAUUGUGUGCACUUUCAAAUACAGGAAUUACAUAUUGGCUUCAUCAGGUCCCAACAGCCACCUUGUUGACAUGACAACACAUUUUACAUCAAAUCAAUGUGGACUGACAGAGGUCCAUCCGAUUGGCAAUAUGAAAGACACCCUUCCCUUAUAAAAAUGAAAUCCAUUGAAAAAAAGUUUACGAAGUGAGAAGCUACCACGUGUAAAUAUUCCGUGGUUCCGGGGCACGUCGCCAUCUAUCCUGUUUCCAUAAUUAAUGUCAUAUACGAUCUUUGCUUCAGGAUUUCAUGGUUUGAAACAGAUUUGCGUUCGAGUUAAGUCCAUUACUAAUCAAACGUACAUAACGACGCGAUGCCUGCUUAUGUUCGGACAAAGAAACGCAAACUGGCUUUUUAAAAAAAAAUCUAACUGAAAAUAUAAAAUUGAUUCUCGAUCCAUAGUUUAUUAAAAGAUUGCUAACGUUUCAUUUGAAAUAUCAAAGGAACACAUUGAAUCAUGUUUCCAUAGGUCACGUAUUGUUUCUAUUUUUUCUCGUUGUGUGUGUUAUUACUGAAAUCCAUUAUCAAUAACUAUUAAUACCUGUACAUAUAUUUGUACUCGGAAUAUUUAGUGGAAUUGCCAGCAUUCUCUCAAACAUUAGAAUUUAUACGUUUAUAUGGUGUUUGCCGUUCCAUUUGCACUAUUGAUAUUAAACCUUGUUAUUUAGAGUUUUUAAGAGUGUUUUAUUGAAUACGUUAUUGAGUUAUCACCCAUGUUAUAUUUUAAUACGUUGGAGCAAUUCAGGAUUAUCUCCCUCAUUAUAGAGGGUCCAUUUAUUGUAUAUAAGCAUUGUUUGUCGUUUUUGUUACGUCAUACACUAUGUUUGUUGUAUGAGGAAAUAAAUAACCUCUUGGCUGUUACAUUUUGAAGUAGCAUAAACACAACAACAAAACAUUUAAUACAAAUUACAUACAUCAUAUGCAUUGUAUGGUACAUUUCGUCAAACUACUUCAGGACGUUGUCAGGGUGUCGUUCUCAGACCACCCUUGUUUUCACCAAAUCUUUCCUCAGAAAAAUACUUCCUCAGAUGUUCAUCACGUGGUGUUCACCAUUAAUGUCGUGCAAAACUAAUUUGGGACUUUGUGUUCGUAUGUGAAUAAAAACAAAGAUCAAACAGACGUGAGCUAUAUUGUUGAAAAACCAAACCUGAAAAUCUGCACUUUUUGUGACAAGAGCAUCGCUUAUACAUACGUGUGAUCACGUGAUGGCAAAUACGAUAGGCCGUCUAGUUUGUGUCAAUCAUCAAAAUAUCAACAGCUUUUGUCAUACGUUAGAUUCAUUACUUAAAAACGUCAAAUACCAUGUCGCGUUGCAUGUGGCGUUCUUGAGAUCUUGAUGUGUAAACCAAGUCACAAAUUUUAUGCUUAGAUUAAUUAUCAUCUACAGAACUAACUGCACUAGUUGCUGGUUUAUUUCUCUUUUAGAUUUUUAGAUUGGUGCUAAUUAGAAUUGAUGUUUAUUUUUAGAUCACAAUCUUAAUUCCAUUUACUGAACAGCAAUUAGUUGACAGUUGUAUAUAUAUUUUCAUAUGAAUGUUACGUUUAUCGCACAUUUGUAAGUGUUAUUUCAAAUCAAUUUUGUAAUGAGAAUGUGACCAAGGGGGUACUAAAAAUAUCCAGACACUUGAAUGACAUUGCAAAUCAUUUAACAUCGCAAAAAUCAGGAAAAUAUGAACCUUAAGAUGACCGAAACGACUCAAUAUUAGCCCACUGAAUGCUUAGGUUAAUGUUUAUGAUAUGCCAGAUUCGUAUUCACAGUGUGUAUUAAACAGUUUUUAGCUUGCGAUGAAAGGAACUGUCAUGGAACAUGUACAGUGAAUGGAGCAUGUCAUUGCAGUGAACAGAUAUGACAGUAUCAGUGGUUUAGCAUUUCCCAUGGUGUUGUGUCUCCUCCAUCCUGUUCUAGAUUAUGUAGGACUCUGUAGAGUGCAUUAAAAUAUUAAAACGUA
This is a messenger RNA of Haliotis rubra (blacklip abalone), 5578 nucleotides long. RefSeq names its product excitatory amino acid transporter 1-like. Gene Ontology annotation, molecular function: glutamate:sodium symporter activity; L-glutamate transmembrane transporter activity; neutral L-amino acid transmembrane transporter activity. NCBI's taxonomy places the organism in Eukaryota, Metazoa, Mollusca, Gastropoda, Lepetellida, Haliotidae. The record is from RefSeq and is a predicted model, not a curated record. Gene Ontology annotation, biological process: L-glutamate transmembrane transport. Bases 555 to 2153 code for a protein of 532 amino acids. The transcript is spliced from 9 exons. Gene Ontology annotation, cellular component: plasma membrane.